UCUAUAAAAUCGACGUGCAUUAAUGUCUUUGUUUCCUGAGGUUCGUGUACCGGCGAUGUGCACCUAGAAACAGUUCGUCGCAGAAAAGUGGUAACAACCCCACCUGGUUUGCUCGGGUGCGGCCUUUCCCCUUCGUCUAUAAAGCCACUAGGAAUCUACUUCUGCCGAACAUUCACUCGGCGCUUCGUCACUCAUUUGUUCACCAUGUGGCUGCUUAUCCUCGCAGGUCUUUUAACGGUUUCCGGGGCCGAGGAGGCGAUUUCAAACACAGCUGAAAAAGCGAAAACCUCCUCUGACAAUGCAGGCGACAUUGUCAUGUUGGAAAUCGAUGUCAAGGAGCCUGUGAAGAGAUCGCCGAUUACAGCCACUGCCGAAUAUGGUGCUCCAGCCAAUCAGUACAUUCUUCAAUCAGCCGAUGAUACGCAAGAGCUACCACCGGAGUAUUUAUCUGUACUACAACAAUACGCGCAGGAAGGGCCGCAACACCAAGCGCCACCACCUCCACGGAGAGUGCAGCCAGCAUACGCGAAACAACAGCAAGCAUUGCAACAAGCUUAUUACAACUACCGAAAGCCAACGGUAGUGCCGCCUCGUCCUCGUCCUCAACUUCACCCUCAGGCUCUGGCUCAAGCCGAAUUAACUGCUGACAUCCAAGCUCAAGUCGAAGCUCAAACUCGCACAGACGCCAUUCGCACGGCCCGUUUGGGAUCGAAAGCUUCCGAGGUUCCGGUAUAUCAAACAUCCUAUGCCCAACCAAAAUUGGGAACGUUCGAGCAAGAAUUACUGCAACUAGUCUCGGCUAAUCAAGCCCAAGAAUUUAAACUUCUUCCGACGCAACCUAAAGGAAGCACAUCCGCAUAUUCCCAGCAAUUAGUAAGCUAUCCGGCUCAGUACGCGAAACCAAACGUGGCAGCACCUCAAUUGCCCGAGCAGUACCAUAUUGAAACUUCUCCACCGCGUUAUCAUCAACCACGGCCACAACCACAACCACAACCACAGCCACAACCGGCACCUGCUUAUCAAUCGGUCGAAGAGCCUGUUCAUUAUCAAGCAGCUCAGCCUGCCGAAGCUUACAAUCAGUCGCCACAAUACGAUUAUAUCGAUGACGAUUCAUAUCGGAAAGCCCUUGAACAGGCCCAAGCUCAGGCUCAAGCUCAGGCGGAGGCACAAGCGUUGUCUUUCCAGAAAAUCGCGCAGGCUGCUUACAAAAAGCAUCACCAAGAUGCGUUGGCGCAUAUGAGGCUCACGAACGAACGUUACAGGCAACAGUCUGCUCUAGAACAGAUCCAACAAGGUGCCCAAGUGAGCGAUGCUGGACGUAGUCACUUGCAAGAACAAUUGCAUCCAAAAGGUGCAGAGGCUGCUUAUAGGGCGAAGUUGAAAGCGCAGAUAGCCGCGGAGGCAGCCGAGGCAAGGAAAUUGCAGCAAGCGCAGGAAUUUAAGGCACACGCUGACGCUAUUCGCAAACUCGAAGCUCAGCAGCAAGCUCAUCUGAAGGUGCAGGAAGAGGUUCAUAAUUAUGCUCUGAAUUUCGAGAAGAAUCAAGCGCGCGCUCAGGCUAUAGCGCAAGCCCAAGCUGAAGCUCUUUACAAGUCCCAGCUUCAAGCUCGGAAUCAGGUUAAAGGCGAAAUUUUGGCGAUCUCCAAGGGCCAAGUGCAAGGAAAGAAAGUUGAUCCAGACUCAUCCGUGUAUCAUUAUACUCUUUCAACCACUACCGCCCUUCCUUUCCUUCACAAUAGUUAUUUCACCAAUGAUCAAUUGCAAAAAUACCAAACAUCUGGUUCUUCUUACGUUCCUAGAUCAGUUCCAAAAUCCGAUGACGCGAGUCCCGUUAUAGAAGCAGCGUCAGCCCACGUACAACCUGUUAUUACGCAACCACGGCAAACCCAUAAGUUGAAGCUCCCUUCGUCUUCUCAGUCGGUUUACGUAUCCGAAUCGGGUUUGCUAAAAAAGUCACCAAUUAAGUCGGUAACCAUCGAAGAAGUAACCGCCCAGCCGGAUCAAAUCGGUGCUCAACCGUCACCCGCAGCCAAGGCACACGCUUUGACGGAAGAAGACUUGUCAGCAUUGAUUAACGCAGGAUACACUGUUACUCCUGUGACGCAAACUGCCAAAACUAUUCAACAAAUUUACGCAACCGACAAUACAUCUGCGGGUAAUAACCCGUAUUAUACGAAGAAACAAAAAGCUCCUCUUACAAGGUCUGAAUACAUCACCUACGAAGAGGUGAUUCAACGUCCACGCAAGCUCGUUAGAAAAAAUAGGCCGAUUCUGAAGCAUAGUGAGAAGGAAGGUGAUUUAGGCGAGAAAGUUACUUACUUGGUACCUCUCGAACCGGCUUUCGGCACGAGACAACCUGCGCUCAAACACGAAGAAUAAUUUCGUUGAAACGUGGCUUUUCCUUGUCGUUGCGUUGUAAGUCCAGGAUAAUGCGGCAUGUAGUUUAAAUACUGUUCUUACAGUUUAUCUUUCGUCUUUGAUUUUAUAACGUAGUAAAAGUUAUAAACUUGAGUCGUAAUUGGAUAGUACUGAAAUUAUUCAUCGAAUUUACUUUUAUCAAGAAACAAUACUUUCUUUUAUAGGACAUAUUAAUAUGUAAGCUUUUAAGUUAUGUAUGCAUUUGCUAAAACACAACUAGGUCUUGAUACUUAAAGCAACGUUAAUGUCACCUACUGACAAAAGCGAGGAAACUUUUUCGCCAACCCAAUGAAAUAUAUUAACCGAUGAACAGUUCGAAGUAAGAACUGUAAAAUUAAAUUUAAAACCUAGCGAUAAUUUCAUUUCUAGAUGCAGCGUGAACGGUUCUUCGUGUUUCUCAAUCUACAUUCUGUUUUCGGUGUCUUUUCCAGUCUUAUGCAUAUGCAAUUGCUUCGAGCAUGAUUAAAACGAAUGAAAUGUAUCUUGAAUUUUUCCUAACACAUCAUUCACAGUUUAAAAUUCGUUAACAAUCAAGUUGAACUCUUGAAAUGUAAAUUUUAUACGUAGCGUUGAUCAAGACGAACGGUCAAAUUGUAUCAAAGCUCUCGAAAAGUAAAUACACACACACAUACACAUAUAUAUAUCGUUGAUACAUUUUUAUGGCGCAAACGAGUACAUCCUAGAAUACCCUUGUACGCGAUGUCAUUUGCAGGCGGUAUGUGCGACGGUGCUGAGUCGAAUCAUUUUAAUUUAUACUUAUUAUACUUGUAUAUAUUAGAUUUUUACUGAAUAAAAUAAUUCAGAAAUUUU
Molecule: messenger RNA, 3228 nt
Organism: Bombus impatiens (common eastern bumble bee)
Lineage: Eukaryota; Metazoa; Arthropoda; Insecta; Hymenoptera; Apidae
Product: general transcriptional corepressor CYC8-like
Exons: 3
Coding region: 205-2379 (724 amino acids)
Source: RefSeq, a predicted model, not a curated record